AUGCAACCAACCUCCCCAAUACCCCCACCACAAACACAAACGGCCCCUCCAGGAUCCCGCCGCCGCAAUGACAGCUACUCACCCGGCUCCCCCAUCUCCCACGACAAACCCGACUACUCAAAUUCUUCCGAUUCUGAUGCUACUAAGAUGCCUCAUUCUCACGUCAAGCAUUCCUCUCAAGACACAAAGAAGUCCCAAACCAAAGUCCUGAAGAGCCCAAACCGCUGCCAGAAAAGCCCCAAGAAUUCUCCAAAAAGAGAAAUCCCCAUCAAGUUCCCAAAGCCGAACAAAAAUAACUUGAAGGAACUGAUUUCUCAGAAGCCCAACCGCGUGGAGGAUAGAAGGCAACCUCCAAAGGUAUCAAAAAAUCGGUGUGAUUGUUAUUCUUCAUGCAGCAACCCACCCAUAUCUGAAUCGACCUCCUCCAAUGAUGCUGACGAUGAAGGAUUUGCAAAUGGUCGUGUUGAAAAUAACGAAUCCAAGACAGACGACGACACCUCUGCUUAUAAGCCUCCUAAACGGCAUUCCAAAGGACAUCGUCGCCACGGGGUUGUUGAAAGUGAACAUGACGCUGGUUCUGUCUCCGAUGAUGCCGAUUGCUCCGAUUCCGACAACACUAACGGCCAUGGCUCAGACUCCGCCAACAACUCUGAUGUUGUGAAUGUCGAAGAGGUCAGACGGGAAGAAAGUAGCAAUCUGGAGGACAAAUAUGAAUUCGAUGUUGACUCUGACAUUGUCUACGGCAAUGCUGAUGAUGAGGCUUCCGAUGCUGGAGAAGACGGGCCCGAAGACAGCAAAUCAACUCUUGAAGAUCUCUUAGCAAGUCCCUUGGAUCGUGGUAAACAUGCUAAUUCAAAAAAGCUUAAAGCUCUGACCGAAAAGUCUCCCCAACCAAGUGGCCGCGCCUCUGAUCCCUUCGAGGUCUUUGAACGCCAGUUCAGCCAUGUUGUCGCUGUCGACGGCUGGGGCUAUCGUCGCAACAAGAUCGACUUCUUGGAGCGCGAGCGAGAAGAGAUGGCGGCUCUAACGAGAGCCUCGGAGAUCGCCCAGAACGUUUGGCUCGGCAAUUCUGCAGAUUUCCCGCUUACCAAAGAGGAUCUAUCGUCCUCACGUCAGCGCGCUGCGUUCGAUGAGCGCCCACCAAUGGUGACCUCCCACUUCGCCAUGACAGACGAGUAUGGAAAUGCGCCGUACAAUGUGUGUGUGGAAGCGCACGACCAGGCCGUGAUCACCUCGUCGCUCGAAUUCCAUCUCAACCAAAACUAUCUCGACAGCAUCAAGCAACGCGCCAAGAACAGCAGCCUCUCUGCCGAGCUUGCCGAGAUCAUCCACAUGGAAGUCCCGAGCACCGGCCAAAGCUGCUCAGGGGCCAUGUCCCGCGAUAAGCUUGUGCGCUACUUGGUUGACCUGUGCACAUGGGUCAAGAAGAUCGCGAAACCCGGCAAAGGCAGGGCUGGCCGAAAAGUGUUGAUUCACUGUCACGAUGGAUAUACAGAGACGUCCCUCUUUGCGCCGUCGUACAUCAUGUACACCCUUCCCAACGCCUAUCUGCAUCUGCAGAACGACCAGAACCGCUCGUUCUUUGUCUAUCCCGCGGACGUCCAGCUGUUGCGCCGGGUGGAGAGCCGGAUUGAGCAGGAGCUGCACGAGCAACGCAAGGCACAGCAGAUGCACCGGAUGGCGGUCGAUGAGCCAAGCCGCAGCUCGUUCCUGCGCGGAUGCGUCUCCUUCGGCGUCUCCUCCGUCCACAGCGCCAAGUCCGCCGCCACCCACCCCUCCCCUCCGCCCCGACGCCCUCCCCCCCGCGGACGACCCGGGCACACCAUCCCUGGUUCUACGACCCCCGCUUCGAUGGCCACUUCCCCUUGCGCAUCCUGCCCUUUGUCUAUUUGGGCAACCUGA
This is a messenger RNA of Puccinia triticina, 1902 nucleotides long. RefSeq lists its product as uncharacterized. Bases 1 to 1902 code for a protein of 633 amino acids. The record is from RefSeq and is a predicted model, not a curated record. Gene Ontology annotation, biological process: nuclear DNA replication. Lineage: Eukaryota; Fungi; Basidiomycota; Pucciniomycetes; Pucciniales; Pucciniaceae. Gene Ontology annotation, molecular function: protein tyrosine/serine/threonine phosphatase activity. The transcript has 6 exons.